This is a messenger RNA of Notothenia coriiceps (black rockcod), 2453 nucleotides long. RefSeq names its product insulin receptor substrate 2-B-like. The record is from RefSeq and is a predicted model, not a curated record. NCBI's taxonomy places the organism in Eukaryota, Metazoa, Chordata, Actinopteri, Perciformes, Nototheniidae. Gene Ontology annotation, molecular function: insulin receptor binding; phosphatidylinositol 3-kinase binding. Gene Ontology annotation, cellular component: cytosol; plasma membrane. Gene Ontology annotation, biological process: insulin receptor signaling pathway. The transcript has 6 exons. The coding region runs from base 151 to 1938 and encodes 595 amino acids.
UCAUUUGAGAGUUCGGUUUUAGGAGGAGCUCCUGAACGCCACACUAAUUGGAACAGGUGGUCACCGAGCCGCGCGCUAACGCAGCUCGUGGGUUGGGCUCAGAGACCAAACAUUUCAGUGAUUUCUGCAUUUUCUGGUGUUCAGCUUGAGAUGAAUGAAAUUGCAGAGGACAGAUCUCUCCUUACUUCCUCCUCCUCUCUGACAUCUCUCAGCUCCAAACAAACAUGGCUGCCAUCUGAAUCCCUUCUUUCCUGGAUGAACAACCGCCAAAUGGAGCAGGAUUCCCGGCACCAGUACGUGGAGACGCAGUCGAGUCCUGCGCCUCCUUUCUUCGAGGAACUCUUCUGCACCUCCAGCUCUCUGGCCCCUCUGGCCGGCGCCCUCCUGGCCUCCAAAGGGCCGCAGAGCGAUGUGGUGAAGAGAGGAUACCUGGGGAAGCUGGAGCUCAAACACAGGAGGUAUUUUGUCCUGAGAGCAGGAAGCCACAUUGGGCCGAGCCGCCUCGAGUGGUACCAGAGCCAGGAGAAGUUCACAGCAGUGGAGAAGACUGCUGGAAGUCUGUUCGGCUCUAGCAAACAAGGGGUGAUCUACUUGAGGUGCUGUGUCGGUGUGAGCCGCAGUGGCAGUUCCGGGAAAGGCCUCACGGUGGCGCUGUGCGCUAAAAGCCAAACCGUGGUGCUUGUGGUGGAGGAGCAGGGGGAGCAGGAGGAGUGGUACCUGGCCAUCAAGAAACUGAUGGAGGAGGAGCGUAAGGAUGAAGAACACGGGGAAGGCUUUGAUGAAGACGAUGAUGGGUACUGCACUCUGCCCCCUGCUGCUUUCUUCAAAGAGGUUUGGCCCGUCGCGGUGAAGCCCCGGGGUUUGGGUUGUACCAAGUCCCUGGCAGGGGAGAGUUGCCUCUGCCUCACAGCUUCGUCGCUCAUCCUGGCCAGAGCGGCUGCAGGCAGCGACUUGCCGUCUGUCACUAUUCCUCUGCUGAGUGUUCGCCGCUUUGGCCACUUGGACGGUGCCUUCUUCCUGGAGCUGGGCAGGUCGGCGCCCAACGGGCCUGGAGAGAUCUGGAUGGAAGCAAGAGAGCAAGGGAGCCUAGCAGUAGCCCAGCACAUCCACGAGGUGGUCCGAGAGACAGUCAGAGCGCUGCGAGCUCUGCCUGACUUCAGCCGCUCUCCCACCUCCAACCACCAGCUUCAAACCCUUCUGGUCUCCAAAGGCUGCCGACCCAAGCACCGAGACAAGCCAGCGGGUCUGAGACCACUCGCUUCACGUGCCAGAAACCCUGAAAGCCCGUGUAAAUGUCCCCACGAAACAGACCCUCAUCAGAGCUCCGAGUCGAGAACUGGCGGCUACAUGGAGAUGAAGAUGGACCAACAUCUCCCGCUGAGCAAAGAGAGGGAGAGAGUCAGCCAAACGCCUCCUAUGUUGACAGAGGAGGAGGACUGGGAGUCGGGUCAGCAGGGGCUGGGCUACAUGGUGAUGUCUCCUCAGUUGAGCCACAGUUUGUCUGCGCUGCCUCAGAACGACUACGUGACGAUGGCGAGCCCACAGAAACCCACAAGGCCAUCUUCCUCUUCAUCCUCCUCUCCUCUCCAGACAUCCUUCAACAGCUCUACCUCUGAGAGCUCCUCUCCGCUGCAUCAUCAGACCCACUGGUUGCUGGCGACUUCUGUCCAACAGUCGGAAGCAGAAACCGGCCAAUCAAAGAGGAGCAUCAGCCAUGCACAGGAUGAGGAAAUGGGGGGACAGUGGCAGCAGAUCCGCCUCCCAGCACACACCAGCACCAGGAGGGAUGAUGGCUCUGAUGUGAUGACUCCACUUGUCUCAGGCGUAGUGAGUCCCAACUGUGGCAGACUCAAAGCUGCCACAGAACGAUCCGUCCGAAGAUGCCGCCUGUCUUUGUGUCUGCCGUCCUGCCUGCAAGCUGAGGACAGAAAUAAAUAACGAAAAAUGUAAAACGGUACGAAUUAAAAUGUAAAGGUGUUUAAAUGUAUGAAUAUGUUAAAUAUAUAUAUAUAUAUGUACAUUUGGAAGUUCAAGUCAUGAAUGCAUACAGAAAGGUCAACUUGCACACUUGAAUCAAGGCUUUAAACUCUGAAUAUGUGUUUGAGAAAAAUAAAGUUGUCUUAGUGAUAGUUAUUGUCUGUUAAUUGCACUUAGUUUUGUCUUCACUUCCUAGUUUCUUUGUCAAUUAUUUGUCUCUUUUGGUGUGGUUUUAGUCAUGCCUUUUGGUUUCCACACCGGUUAAUUUAAAGUGUUUUAAAAAAGUAGUCACAAGAAUGAUUUUGUAUUUGUCUCUUUUUGGACAGCUUUCAUACACAGCUCAGUUUGACACCACAGAUGUUCUUACCUUUUAAAAUUGUCAUUAAACCUGACCUUGCACUUUUUUCUCAAAUGUUCUACAUAAUAAACUGUCUUUUUCUGAAAUACUAUGAAUUUGUCUUAUACUCCAUGUCAUC